Chara braunii is the source of this 4299-nucleotide messenger RNA. NCBI's taxonomy places the organism in Eukaryota, Viridiplantae, Streptophyta, Charophyceae, Charales, Characeae. The record is from the annotation of a GenBank genome assembly.
UGACAGCCAGUUCACUCGACGGGCCCAGGAGGAGCAGGGAAGCACGUAUGCUGUUGACCGGGCUGCGAUCGGGUGUUGGAAGGGCGGCGCGAGCUUGAGAUCAGGGCAGGUGAGCAGAAGUGGAAACGGUGGCCUGCUCUUCCGCCGUCAGGUCUGGUUCCGUCACCCUCUGAUCGGGAUGAUCUAGGAAGGAGGUAUGGCAGAGUAUGCUCCGAAGGCGGGACGAGGACGUACGACGGCUGUCCUUAUGUUGGGUGGAUUGACGUCUGAGUUGGAUUGCAUGACGCGACCAGCACUGUGAUCUGUUCGGUGAUGAUGUCUCAUACAUGUCGGUCGUGCCCUGCAUGAUGUAUGCAGACUGUCGUCAUCGCGGGGGCAGGCUCAGAAUCUGUGCCUUCCCUUGUGUCCCCCCUACCCUUCUGUCAUGGUGGGCAAAGCGAAAAUGCCAAUAGCUAUGCAGGAGAGCACUAUGGAGUCGUCUCACCCCGGUUAGAUGACAAGAACAGAACGAUUUCCGCUGUCCGACAGUUUAAGGGAAGGCGACGGUUCGUUCCCCUUUUUCCAUUGCCUCCAAGGCGUCUGUUCUCCCUUCGCGCGCCGCUCGCCGUUUGGGCCCCCCUUCUCCCUUUCGGCGCCCUUCUGCAAACGAAAGGGGAAGAGCUUCCACGGGCAGGUGGAGCUGCCAGAGAUCAAAGCCAUGGACAAGCUCAUGGUCUUCGAGCAAGGCACGCUGUCGAGUACGGACUGGAUCGCCGAGUACCAACGCUUGAUGUCAGUCCCAGACAUCCAGAUGGGCUUCAAGGACAUCCAGAUCGUCGAGUACGGACUGGAUCGCCGAGUACCAACGCUUGAUGUCAGUCCCAGACAUCUCAAGGUCAUGUCCGACAGUUUGCCCAUUGAAAGGCAAGGGCAGACAGGGAAACUGAGUACCGCCGAGAGUGACGCGACGACACUCUCGGCGCCUUCGGAACUGGUUUCUUCGCGAGUGACCAGCCUUCAUUCCGAGGCGCACGCGGAAGUCGACAGUCCUCCGCUUCUAUUUUCUUUUGAGGACUAUGCUGCCCGACUCGUUCCAACGUUGGGUACUCAAGCUCAAGGACAAGGAGUGUGUGCGGUUUCUUCUCCCUCCGGCAACAACGACAGAUCGUCUUCAAGUGGUUCGUCAUGGAAUUCGGCGCGUGAGUUCAAUGUAGAGGCAUUGGACCCGCUCACGUCUGGGGACUUUGCAUGGCUUCCUCUCCCGACCACAGGCUGUUUGCCGGGACCGCAAUGCGCAACACUUAGCGCUAAGCUUCACACUUACCUAUCCUUCUAUGCACCACCAACUUCGUCGACGGAUGACGAAGUUGUGGUGGGGGACAUCCUGGCGUAUAUUACCACGGUGGCCCGCGAGUUUCGCACGCAGCGGUACAAUGACAACAACGCACCGCUCAUGUAUGUCCGCAUUCAGGUUGGGCAAGCGUCCUGCAACGUUUUGCUGGAUAGCCUUGGAGCGUCUCGCAACUUCAUGAGCCAGUCUUUUAUGCAAAGAGCUGGCCUUGGCGCACAAGUUCGGAGGAAGGCAAACCCGGCGACGAUCAAGUUGGCGGAUGGUAAGAUGCAACAACUCCUCGACCGUUACAUCGAGGCCGUACCGGUCUACUUCGCACCUCAUGCAUGCGAACCAGUAACAUUCGAUAUUCUCGACACGGACUUCGACAUCAUUCUGGGAAUGCCUUGGCUCGCAAGUGCGGAUCACACGGUCAACUUCCAUCGGCGGACUCUUAGCUUCGCCGACAUCUUCGAGUCACCUACCGGCGUGGUGCCGGGUCGGCCGAUCUCUCACGAGAUCAUUCUUGAGGCCGGUGCCGUGCCACCGAAAGGUUGCAUCUAUCGGAUGAGCGAGGAGGAGCUUGAGGUCCUCCGCGCACAGCUCGAUGAUUUGUUGGCCAAGGGCUGGAUCCGCCCGAGUAGCUCCCCAUAUGGAGCACCAGUUCUCUUCGUUUGGAAGAAGAACAAGGAUCUACGAUUAUGUAUUGACUACCGCAAGCUCAACGCGCAAACCGUCAAGAAUGCGGGGCCUCUCCCUCGCAUCGACGAUCUUCUCGAGCGGCUGGGCGGCGCGAAGUAUUUUUCCAAGUUGGAUUUGAAAUCGGGAUAUCAUCAAAUCUCGAUCCAGCCGAACGAUCGCUACAAGACCGCGUUCAAGACGCGAUACGGACAUUUCGAGUGGGUGGUCAUGCCUUUUGGCCUCACCAAUGCCCCGACGACAUUCCACGCGGCGAUGACCAAUGAGUUCCAUGCAAUGUUGGACCGGUUCGUGCUGGUCUUUUACUUAGACGAUAUUCUCGUCUAUAGCCGGACAUUUGAGGAUCAUCUUGGACAUCUUCGACUAGUGUUGGAGACGCUCCGCCGUGCCAAGUACAAGGCCAACCGCGACAAGUGCGAAUUUGUCCGGCAAGAGCUGGAAUACUUGGGCCAUUUUGUCACACCGGAGGGCAUCUGUCCGCUAUCGGACAAGAUUCAGGCCGUCCAAGAGUGUCCGGAGCCUCGGAACGUAUGCUACUCCAAGAUCGCGGCCCACUUGAACAAGCUUCAGUGCGAGGAUCGACCGUUUGAUUUCGGAGAGGAGGCGCGAGGAUCAUUCUUCGCUCUCAAAGCUGCGCUAUUGUCCGCGGAGGUCUUGCGAAUCUACGACCCGCUCGCGCCUACGUGUGUCACUACGGAUGCGUCAGGCUAUGGCAUUGGUGCAGUCCUCGAGCAACAUGAUGGUGUGGACUGGCACCCGGUUGAGUACUUCAACAAGAAAGUGCCCCUCGUGCAUUCCAUUGACGAUGCACGCAAGAAGGAGCUCCUCGCCUUCGUCCACGCGCUCAAACGGUGGUGGCACUUCCUCCUUGGUCGAAGCCAAUUUCGCUGGGUAACGGACAACAAUCCGUUGGUCUUCUACAAGACCCAAGACACCGUCAACAGCACCAUUGCUCGAUGGAUGGCUUUCAUCGACCAAUUCGACUUCUUUCCCGAUCACAUUCCCGGGAAGUUGAACCGUUUUGCGGAUGCUCUUUCACGGCGUCCGGAUCACUGUACCGCGGUCUACUCAACAAUCGAGAUCGACGACGACCUGCGGAACAGCUUCAUCCGCGACUACCAAGCCGACCCCGAUAUUCACGACAAGUGCGCAGUUGCUAGUUUCUUGAGGGUGCCGGCCGUCUGCAUCGUUGGUGUCCAAAAGGAGGCCGUGUACCAGAGCAUGGAGAAGAUAGAGGCGUUCAGCACCAACACCCGGCUGAAGACGGGUGUAUAUUUGCUGGAUAAUGUGCCCGGCUUUCGUAGCGUCUUGGUGAGGAUUUCUGGAGCCAUUGCGUGGUGUGCUGCAUUGAUGGCAGGGACGUCGCAGAAGGAUAUAAUCUCAGCAGAGUCUUAUCAGAAGCAUAGUGUUCCCCUCGUGGCUGAGGGAGCUUAUAGGUUGAUGGAGGAGAAAAUGCCAACGUAUGUGAUACCGGAUCUAACGGACUGCAAGCUGAAACCAUGUGUCGCAAAGGAUACCCCGAAGCCAGAAGGAGUAACAACCGAUGCGUCUCCUUCCUGACGUUUCGCAGUGGCUACCUUCCCCUGGCUGGAUUGGUUCAAGAUUGUUUAUUCGUCUUGUUCAGUGGUCCAUCAUCCGCAAGUUUGCUGAUGUUCCCUUUGCGAGAGAAAGAUAGAGGUGAGGGUGAAACAGAAUGAAUGUGCACGACCGGCUGGCCUAUCUCAGUUGGUACACAACGAACUGUGGAAAUGCAGGUCCAGCCCGGAUCUGGAUGUAAUCAGAUAAGUGAAAAUAACUCUGAAUCUAUCUGGGGCCGGUCAGUUCAGAGAUGAUAUCUCAAGGUCAUCGCCCUUUUUCAACAAAACAAGAGAAUGAAUGUGUGGUGUGUGUGUGUGUGUGUGUGUGUGUGUGUGUGUGUGUGUGUGUGUGUGUGCGUGUGUGUGUGGGUGUGUGUGUGUGAGAGAGAGAGAGAGAGAGUUCAGCUGUGGCAUGCCAGAAUGGCGCAGACCAGAACCAAGAACCGACCUCUCAAAUAUGGAGCAAUGAUAGCACAGCGGAAGGCUGAAAUACCAAUAAUCAGACCCAGUCAAUGUCGUGACACAGACUGAACAUCAUCAUCAUCGUCAUCAUCACACGGUGUGAGUGGCCUGGCGCCAGUACACAUAGACGAGGGCUCCAGGCCCGAUGCGUACACGGAUGAGGUAGGAGAGACGAAGAGGGGGAAGAGGAGGGGAGAUGUCGUCAACCCAGCGUGUCAUCGAUACCGAUCCCAACAGUAGUCCCCCACAAUG